Messenger RNA from Phoenix dactylifera (date palm), 1567 nucleotides. Its product is annotated as protein CIA1-like. Gene Ontology annotation, cellular component: cytosolic [4Fe-4S] assembly targeting complex. The record is from RefSeq and is a predicted model, not a curated record. Gene Ontology annotation, biological process: iron-sulfur cluster assembly. Lineage: Eukaryota; Viridiplantae; Streptophyta; Magnoliopsida; Arecales; Arecaceae. Gene Ontology annotation, molecular function: protein binding.
GUCACACCCGUACGCUGGACCCUUCCUUCGUCACCAUCCCAUCGCUAUUUAUUCCGGCCGAACUCCCUUCUUUCCGGAAUUGUUUAUUUGGUUGGAUCGGCUCCGCUGAUCUCGGGCGGCGGGCGGCGCGGAGGCGAUGGAUUUCUUGGGAGGGAGCCUGGAGCUGAGGGAGAGGCAGAGGCUGGAAGGCCACACCGAUCGAGUCUGGAGCCUGGCAUGGAAUCCGGCGGCCGGAGUCCGUGGGAUUCCGGCGAUGCUGGCCUCUUGCAGCGGCGACAAGACCGUCAGGAUCUGGCAGGAGGGUCCCUCUGGUUCUUGGGAUUGCUUGGCUGUUUUGGAAGAUACUCAUACUCGCACAGUCAGAUCUUGUGCUUGGUCUCCUAGUGGAAAGUUAUUGGCAACAACAAGUUUUGAUGCUACUACUGCUGUAUGGGAACAUGUUGGUGGCGACUUCGAAUGUGUUGCUACACUGGAAGGUCAUGAAAACGAAGUCAAGAGUGUCUCAUGGAAUACUUCUGGUUCCUUGCUAGCUACAUGUGGUCGAGAUAAGACUGUUUGGAUAUGGGAAAUGCAACCUGGUAAUGAGUUUGAGUGUGUAUCAGUGUUGCAAGGUCAUACCCAGGAUGUCAAGAUGGUGCAGUGGCAUCCAGUUUUGGAUGUUUUGGUUUCUGUCGGCUAUGACAAUUCAGUGAAGAUAUGGGCAGAGGAUGGUGACGGUGAUGAUUGGCAUUGUGUGCAAACACUAAAUGAAGCUAGCAGUGGUCAUACGUCCACAGUCUGGGCAGUGUCUUUCAGCUCUAAUGGAGAUAGAAUGGUUACCUGCAGUGAUGAUCUGACAUUAAAGAUAUGGGACGCUAGUAGCAGCCCAUCUGAGACAAGUGACAAUAGCUGUGGAUCUUGGAGACUUCUCUGUACCAUGUCUGGCUAUCAUGAUCGAGCCAUAUUUUCAGUUAAUUGGUCAAGGGAGGGUGUAAUCGCUAGUGGAGCAGCCGAUGAUGCUAUUCGUCUUUUUGUUGAGAGUAAAGACAAUUCGGUUGAUGUACCAUCCUACAAAUUAUUGCUUAGGAAAGACAAGGCCCAUGACAUGGAUGUAAACUCAGUACAAUGGAAUCCCAAGGAACCUAAAGUGCUGGCCUCAGCUAGUGAUGAUGGGACAAUAAAGAUAUGGGAACUAUUGGAAGUACCCCUAUGAUAAUUUGCUGUAUGCAGGCUUAUGUCUGAUUUCUUUCAUUUAAUUUAUGGGUCUGCAGAGUAGGAGCUGAAAUGUCAAGGACAUGAUAGUCUCAUAAUGCUCUUGUGAGACUACCGGCAUAGCCAUUUUAUUCAUAGUUGUCUUCUUAAAUUACUUCUUUGUGACCACCCUCAAUCUCGCUUUAAAAGAAAAUGUAUAUACUAACUUGGUGAGAUGAUAAAAACUUGCUUCAGUGCGCGCACAUUGGAGAGAGAGAGAGAGAGAGAGAAAUCAUUGCCAAAUAUAUACUUUUGGAAUGGGUAAUAUCAUUUCAUACUGCCCAUGUUUGGGAUUGCUGUCAGUAGUAGAACUUUUGCUAUCAGUAAUAGAGCUUUU